AUGUACAAGCUUAGCAUCCAUAUGCCAAAGAAGCGCCAGGUAGAGAGUGACUCGUCUUCAGACGAAGGUGUGGUAGACGCAACACCUGUGAAGAAGUCCAAGAAUGGCGGCAAUCGUGUCAAAAAUGCCGAUGGAGAAGAGGAACGAAAUCGUGCUGUGGACAGCCCCUUGGGCCACCUAGAUCCAUCCCGAAUAACUCACAUGGUCGUUGAUCAAGUUGGUCUUGGAGGUCCAGCUGUUCAUCCGGAUAAUGACGGUUUUGUAGUACCCGGCCCACCCUAUCAGGUCAAGUUUCUUCCGAAGUAUAUAUUUUUUGGAACUUUUAAAUAA
Ostertagia ostertagi is the source of this 330-nucleotide messenger RNA. Lineage: Eukaryota; Metazoa; Nematoda; Chromadorea; Rhabditida; Trichostrongylidae. The record is from the annotation of a GenBank genome assembly.